AUGUCCUCAGAAGCAGCGCCUAUAUCGGCCGCUCGUUUCGCUUCCGCCCUUUGUGAUCUCCCACUCUCAACCCUCCACCUCAAAGCAGUGGAACUCCGCAAUUCCAUAGCCCACCUCGACUACUCCAAUGAGCAGCUCCUCCCUUUUGCAACCGGCGCCGACGCCUCCACGCACGGCGUCCCAGACCCGGACUGCGCGGAUGCGAUACGGGAGAACGAGGUAGUGAUCGCGCGGCAGACGGAGCGGAUUGCGCUUUUGAGGGCGGAGGUCGAGGGGAGAGGUUGUAGUUGGGCUGAGUUUCAGGAUGCGGAGGGGCUGAAGCCGGAGCGCGAGGGAGAGGGGGGUGGGGAUAGGGAGAGAGCGGUUAAUGGGACGGGAGGGGAGGGGAGGAGUAGUGCGUGGACAGAUGGGACAUUUCAGACUGGACGGAUCGUGAAUGGGGAGGUUGAGAUGGAUGGUGAUGCCGAGAAUGGUACAGGAGCUGGGGAUGGAGACGCAAGUGCUGGGAGAGUGACGAACGGAGUUAAUGGGACGGGCAGUGCUGCUGCUGGUGGGAGGCUAGAUGACGAGGCGCUGCGGAGGGCUAUGGAGGAGAGGAUGGGGGCUCUGGCUGAGGAGGGAGAUGGUGAAGGGGGAAUGCAUCUGUGA
Molecule: messenger RNA, 648 nt
Organism: Drepanopeziza brunnea f. sp. 'multigermtubi' MB_m1
Lineage: Eukaryota; Fungi; Ascomycota; Leotiomycetes; Helotiales; Drepanopezizaceae
Biological process (GO): proteasome regulatory particle assembly
Molecular function (GO): protein-macromolecule adaptor activity
Source: RefSeq, a predicted model, not a curated record